Molecule: messenger RNA, 1209 nt
Organism: Apaloderma vittatum (bar-tailed trogon)
Lineage: Eukaryota; Metazoa; Chordata; Aves; Trogoniformes; Trogonidae
Gene: KCNS1
Product: potassium voltage-gated channel, delayed-rectifier, subfamily S, member 1
Biological process (GO): regulation of delayed rectifier potassium channel activity; protein homooligomerization; potassium ion transmembrane transport
Cellular component (GO): membrane; voltage-gated potassium channel complex
Molecular function (GO): protein binding; delayed rectifier potassium channel activity
Source: RefSeq, a predicted model, not a curated record
AUGGUCAACAAGACCUUAAAUUACUGGGAUCCCAGUUUUGACGAGGACGUUAUCAACAUCAACGUGGGGGGUCUGAGAAGGCGGCUCAGCUCCAGCGCCCUCUCCAAGUUCCCCGACACCCGCCUGGGACGCCUGCUUUCCUGUGACUCGGAGGAGUCCAUCCUGCAGCUCUGCGAUGACUACGACGUGAGUGCCAGGGAGUUCUACUUCGACCGAAACCCCGGCUUCUUCCUCUACGUGCUCCACUUCUACCAGACGGGGAAGCUGCAUGUCAUGGAGGAGCUGUGUGUCUUCUCCUUCUGCCAGGAGAUUGAGUACUGGGGCAUCAAUGAGUUCUUCCUGGACUCCUGCUGCAGCUACCGCUACCACGAGCGCAAGCUGGAGAGCCGGCACCACAACUGGGAUGAGGAGAGCGAGGUCAGCAGCGUGGACACCUCCCCCGAUGAGAUCUCUGACAUCAACCACGACCUGCUGCGCUACAGCACGCUGCGCUGCGGCAACGUGCGCAAACGCCUCUGGCUCACCAUGGAGAACCCCGGCUACUCCAUCCCCAGCAAGCUCUUCAGCUUCGUGUCCAUCAGUGUGGUGCUGGUUUCCAUAGCCACCAUGUGCAUCCACAGCAUGCCUGAGUACCAGGAGGUGGAUGAGAAUGGCAAUGUGCUCGAUGAACCCAUCCUGCACAAGCUGGAGUAUUUCUGCAUCUCCUGGUUCACCUUCGAAGUAUCUUCCCGCCUCCUGCUCUCCCCCAACCCCAGGAAGUUCUUCAAGCACCCGCUGAACCUGAUUGACAUUGUCUCGGUGUUGCCCUUCUACUUCACCCUCUUGGUGGACAUCACCAUGGGCAGUGACUCGGAGCUGGGCAACCUGGGCAAGGUUGUGCAGGUGUUUCGGCUCAUGAGGAUAUUCCGGGUGCUUUCCACCGGACUGAGGUCACUGGGGGCCACCUUGAAGCACAGCUACCGGGAGGUGGGCAUCCUGCUGCUCUACCUGGCUGUGGGGGUCUCUGUCUUCUCCGGCGUGGCCUACACUGCUGAGAAGGAGGAAGACGUCGGCUUUGAUACUAUCCCAGCAUGCUGGUGGUGGGGCACGGUCAGCAUGACCACCGUGGGCUACGGUGACGUGGUGCCUGUCACCGUGGCGGGCAAGCUGGCUGCCUCGGGCUGCAUCUUGGGGGGUAUCCUGGUUGUGGCGCUGCCCAUCACCAUCAUC